Fundulus heteroclitus (mummichog) is the source of this 5079-nucleotide messenger RNA. RefSeq names its product LIM domain 7a (gene lmo7a). The transcript has 31 exons. Gene Ontology annotation, biological process: regulation of cell adhesion; regulation of signaling. NCBI's taxonomy places the organism in Eukaryota, Metazoa, Chordata, Actinopteri, Cyprinodontiformes, Fundulidae. The coding region runs from base 184 to 4470 and encodes 1428 amino acids. The record is from RefSeq and is a predicted model, not a curated record. Gene Ontology annotation, molecular function: protein binding.
GUCUGCAGCUCCGAGAGCCCUAGACUCUGCGAGCAGACCAAGCUGAGCUCAGCUCAGGCGGACUUUGAAGACUCGUUUGAUCGGAGCUUUUGAAGAAAAGAAGCGAGCCACAGGUGUGUCGGAUGAAAGGCCAGACGGUCCUGGCGCUGGUAUCGCAUAGCCAGGAGUAGGAGGUUUUUAGUGAUGGAGUGGCGGGAGCAGUCCGCCGUCAGCAGCGACGAGGCGUACCUGGAGGCGCAGAGAUGGAUCGAGGCAGUAACCAAGAAAAAAUUCGGGAACGCCGACUUCCGAUCAGCCCUGGAGAACGGAGUUCUGCUGUGUGAUCUGAUAAACAAGAUCAAGCCUGGCAUCAUCAGAAGGGUCAACAGACUCCCAACACCUAUCGCUGGACUGGACAACCUUAACGUCUUCCUCAAGGCCUGCGGGAAGCUCGGACUAAAGGAGGCGCAGCUCUUCCACCCCGGGGACCUUCAGGACUUGUCCACGAGAGUGACAGUCAAGCAUCAAGAGACAAACAGGAGGCUGAAAAAUGUUUUAAUCACCGUUUACUGGCUGGGUAGAAGAGCUCAGAGUGACCGUUUCUACGAUGGACCUUACCUAAAUUUCAAGGCAUUCGAGGGAUUAUUGGGCACGGCACUAUACAAGGCUCUGCAGGAAUCAAAAAGCCAGAAGGGCUCCAACGUUAGAGACAGCGGUUUUGGAGACAGCUGGUACUCGGAGCGAGAAGAGAUCUGCGAUCUGAGAGGUGGUGGAGGAGGAGGAAGUGGUGGACACCGGAGGGAAGACUCAUUGGACAGUUUGGACUCGUUGGGUUCAAGACCCCACAGCGUCUCAUCUGAAGCCACUCUUAAAGGCAGCAGCGAGGUUCUUCAUCCUGUCCUGCUUCCUGGUCCAGGUUGUUGCAGUGACACCGAGGCCGACUCCAUCUUCAGGAUGGCCGACAACAAGAACAGCCUCAGCUACCGCAGGUCGCUGGUCAUCCAACCUAAAGCCAGCGCCCAGUUCAACCAGUUUCUGCCCACCAAAGACAAGCAGUCGGGCUACGUGCCAGCUCCGCUGAGGAAGAAACGGGCCGAGCGCCACGAGGACAGCCGGCGCAGCUGGACCGGCUCCAGCUACGGCGAAGAUGAAGGCGUGCUCACCAGACAGCAGCCAACGCCAGAGAGUUCUGACGGGAGCAAAUCGACAAGCGACAUCGCGGCGGACCCCUCGGUCAGCCGGCAGAAUCGCUUGGAAGAGCUUCAGAAGUACCGCGAGCAGAUUAAAGAGAGUGAGGAUAAGUGGCAGGACGACCUGAGCAAAUGGAAAAGUCGGCGCCGGAGCGUGAAUUCUGAUAUAGUGAAGAAGAAGGAAGAACGGGAGAAGAUAGCGCAGAUCUUACACGGCAGCGACGGAAAGUCCAAGACCUUGAAGGAGAUGCAAGAGGAGAGACAAAGCAAAGGAAAGAACAGCAUCGGCAGCCGUCUGUCAUCUCUUUCGUUCUUGGACGACGACGAGGACGUGUUUGAGAAACCUGUGGUCCGUGCGCCUACCAGAGCACCUCCAGCCAGAAGCUACACCAUCGACACUCCUAUAUAUUCCUCAGAGCCCUCCAAGCCUCCUUUGAGAUCUGCGGAGCCCCCGGCCGCUUCCCCACCCACUCGCAGGUCACCUUCACCUCCCGCUGUGCAGGAAACAGUGGACGGUCCUGCAGUCACAAACUCCGGCGCCACCACCAACACUCCUGCCAGCCACGGCUCCCACUCUCAAGCAGCUCCAUCCCCGCAGGAGAGCCCAGCAGAGGAGAGCGCAGCUGUACCAAAGACAGAGGAGGCAACCAGGGACGCUGUCCCCCCUUCCUCCACCUCUACGCAGAAGGAGCCUCAGCCGAGGCCCUCAUUGUUGGGAGCACCGAAGGAGGUGGAGGCCCCCUCCGCUGAUUCACUGAGUAGACAACAACCACAGUUCAGCUCAAUGGAGCCCAGGCCUCCCGGGGUGUCUCGGGUUUCCGCCUCUCUGCCCAGGAGCUACCAGAGACCGGAUAGCGCGCGGCUAACCUCGUUUGUCGCUCCGAGGCCCUUUGGGGCCCAGCCGUCCCGCAUCUCCUCCCUUUCCAGAGUGCAUACGACGGACGACUCUCACAAGGGCGUCAACGGCAACGUCGAUGUUUCCAAGAAGGCGUCGGUCCCGAGCCGUUAUCACCAGUACAUGACCUCAGAGGACGAGGCUCAGUCCAGUUCCACACCGAGCAGCAAUGAGGAGGAGGAGGAGGAGGAGGAGGAAGAGGAGGAGAAUAGCACCGUGAAGGACCUCUCCUCAACUCAGAGCAUCAAGUCUGUCCCGCCUCUUGUCAAAACUGAAGCCCCAGUCAGUGCUGCUCCAGGCAAAGAGUCCAGCGAGGAGGCUUCCUGUGAGAUGCGAAUCAGCCUGAACCAGAAGCCCAACAGCAGCCGAGACUUUGGUUUUCAGGCUGCCUGGGACUCGACGGGAGCUCAGGUCAAAUCCGUCCAACCAGGGAGCUCGGCUGAGAUGUGCCAGCUGCAGGUCGGGGACGAAGUGCUGACGGUGAACGGGCUUCCGGUGGCACAGAUGAGCUACGGGCAGUGGAAGUCCAGCCUGGAGGAGGCCCUGCAGAAGGGCAGCCUGGUCAUGGAUGUGCGCCGUCACGGCCAGAACAACUGGGACAGAGAUCAACCUUCCCUGCCAUAUAAAAGCCAUAAGACCAUCAAUCUGACCAGUACGGAUCAUCCGAUACUUCUAGGUUCCCCCGAGACAAAGAGCGUCAACUCCAGCCUGGACUUCACUCAUCAAUCAGUCACAGAAACGGUGACGGCUAAAGAACCUCCCACUCUUCCUCUUGUGGACGUGGCUUCAAACAGAGUUAAUGGCGACUCCAGAGAGGAACCAGUGACCAUGAGGAACAAAGAGUCAGAACCAAUAUCUUUGAAAAACUUAAAACGGAGGUCAGAGUUUUUUGAACAAGGUGGCUCAGGGCCUAGAGUCAGUGCGCUGGUCUUCCUCUGUGGAGGAUCAGAGGCUGCCAUGCCAGAUAUCCCUGUUCCAGCAAUCACUCCCACAUCCUCCAGCCGCUGGUCAUGGGACCCAGAAGAAGAGCGCAAGAGACAAGAGAAAUGGCAGAAGGAGCAAGAGCGCCUCCUUCAGGUAAAAUACAAGCGUGACCAGGAGAAGCUGCAGGAGGAGUGGUUUAAGGCUCAGCAGGACAUUACCACAAGCGUGGGCUACCAGCAGCAGCCGGGGAGUCUCCAGGUGAACCACAGCGUCGGCCCACGCUCGCCCCCGUCUUCUGUCCAGCAGCCCACACCUGCUCUGUGGGAAGAGGAGGAGAGGCAGAGGAAGGUGGAGCAGGAGCGCCAGCGGCAGGCGGAGGAGAGGAGGAGGAGGGAGGAGGAGGAGCGGGAGCUGCUGCGGCUCCAGGAGGAGAGGAAGAGGAGAGAAAUGCAGCAGGAGGAGGAGGAGAGGAAGAGAAGGGAAGAGAAAAGGGAGGAGGAGCUGAGAAUGCAAAGAAUGAGAGAGGAGGAGCAACGGAGGAGAGAGGAGGAAAGGAGGAGAGAGGAGGAAAGGAGGCAGCAGGAGGCGGCGGAGCAGCAGCGUAGGCAGAAAGCCUUUGAGCAGCAGAGAUGGGCUGCUGUCUCCCACGACUUUGACAGCGCUGCUCAGCCUCCACUGUCCUUUACCGACAGGGCUAAGUCUCAGUCGUCCCCCCAGCUUGAUGAGGAUGACAAGCCUCAGAGGACAGUGACGGGAAGCGCACCUCUUGACAAGAAGAGUCCGCAGUCUCUGUCGCAGGCCGAGCUGGAUCGGCAGCAGAUCCUGAACGAGAUGAAGAAGAAGACGGCGCUCCUGACGGACAGCAGCUGGAUCCGCCAGCGCUCCGCCAACACGGCCGUCAACAAGGAGGGCGACGUGCCGCCUAUGCGCAGAGGGGAAUCUCUUGACAACUUGGACACUUCCUACAACACCCGGCGCUCAUCGUGGACUCCCAGGAGCAACUCAUUUGCUCCAAACUACUCUCGGCCUUACUCUGGCUACUCGGGCAGCUCCUCUUUGUACUCCGGGAUCUCGGGGGCCCGCCGGCCCGUCUCCUCGACUCUACCCUCCUCCUACUCUGCGGGCUCCCUCCGAGGUGGGGCAGGAACCCACACGGCCCCUUGGUCCCGCGCGUCCCCUUCUCCUCCUGCUCCGUCGCAAACCACCUCUCCAGACCUCCCGUCUGAGGCCUACCAGCAGCGGAACAGGUCAGUGAGUGGCAGGAAGACCUGCACGUUCUGCGACCUGGCGCUGGGAAAGGGAGCGGCCAUGAUCAUCGAGUCCCUCGGGCUCUGUUUUCAUUUGAGCUGCUUUAAGUGCAUCGACUGUAAGUCCGACCUUGGAGGAUCCGAGGCCGGGGCCGAAGUCAGAAUACGGAGCAAACAGCUCUACUGUAACUCCUGCUACAUGCGAUUCAAAACUGCCCAGCCAACAUCUAUGUGAUGCAGGCGUGCUCCAGCAGAUCGACGAGGAGACUACAUGUGACAACAACCCAUGAACUUUAUGGUGAACGCUGGAAGCCAUUUGCAAUAAUAAGCCGGACCACCGGCGUCCAUAAUUGUACCCAUUUGUCAUUAAGUGGCGCGAGUGAGAAGAUUUCAUAGAAGUUAUCUACCUUAAUCAUCAUAUUGUAUUACACACUUUUACUGUACAAAUGUUCAAGGAUUCUGCCGUCUAUCAGUCUUUUCCUCUCUAUAUUCUGGCCAUAAAUGCAUCUCUGCUGAGGAGGAGCUUGCUUUUCAACUCCAUUUAGACAGAUUUUGUUAAACGUGGUGAGAGAAACCUGCUGGAUCAUGCUUCUUUUUUUCAUGCUAUUCUCGUGGUAUUAAUUUGUCUGUUAGGAAGACAAACAAAAAAGGAAUGCUUUUCAUGUGUAUGUGACAUGGUAUUUGUAAGUGAGAAGUAAAAUAAGAUUAUAAGGAUUCUCUCACGCGACAUGUUUAAAGAUAAGGUCUGCUUUGACAGCACUUUUUAUGUUAGGACUUCACAUCAUUCUGAACUGAAUUAAGGCAAAGUGUAACUCUGUAAAUAAAUGACUAAAUGCUCACCUCG